This is a messenger RNA of Lachancea nothofagi CBS 11611, 1515 nucleotides long. NCBI's taxonomy places the organism in Eukaryota, Fungi, Ascomycota, Saccharomycetes, Saccharomycetales, Saccharomycetaceae. The record is from the annotation of a GenBank genome assembly.
AUGCCUGCUCCACACGGUGGUGAAUUAAAAGAUUUGAUCGCUCGCGAUGCUUCCAUCAAGACUCAAUUGCAGAAAGAAGCUUCCGAGUCCUCAGUGAAAUGGGCUUUGACCGGCAGACAAAUCUGUGAUUUGGAGUUGAUCCAGAACGGUGGGUUUUCCCCUCUGUCCGGUUUCCUCAACCAAAAGGACUACGAAAGCGUAGUUCACAACUCAAGAUUGACCAAUGGGUUGGUCUGGACGAUGCCUAUCACCUUGGAUGUUGAUGAAAAAUUUGCUUCCCAGCUCAAGCCUCAGACUAGAGUUACUUUGUUGCAAGACAACGAGAUCCCAGUUGCCAUCUUAACCGUUACCGAUGUGUACAAGCCAGACAAGAAAGUCGAAGCGAAACAAGUGUUCAGAGGCGACCCCGAGCAUCCUGCUGUCAAGUACUUGGACACCAUCGCUGGUGAAUACUACGUUGGUGGUGAAAUUCAAGCCAUCCAAUAUCCUGUACACUACGACUACCCAGGUCUUCGUAAAACUCCAGCUCAGUUGAGAUUAGAAUUCGAAUCUAAGCAAUGGGACCGUAUUGUGGCUUUCCAAACUCGUAACCCAAUGCACAGAGCUCACAGAGAACUUACCGUGAGAGCUGCUAGAGAACAAAACGCAAAAGUAUUGAUUCACCCAGUUGUUGGUCUAACCAAGCCUGGUGACAUUGAUCAUCACACUCGUGUGCGCGUCUAUCAAGAGAUCAUUAAAAGAUACCCUAACGGUAUGGCUGAACUAUCGCUUCUACCUUUGGCCAUGCGUAUGGGUGGUGAUCGUGAAGCCGUGUGGCACGCGAUUAUCAGAAAGAACUAUGGUGCUACUCAUUUCAUUGUUGGUAGAGACCAUGCUGGACCUGGUAAGAACUCCGCAGGCGUUGAUUUCUACGGGGCCUACGAUGCUCAAGAACUAGUGGAAUCCUACAAGAACGAGCUUGAUAUUGAGGUGGUGCCUUUCAGAAUGGUGACUUACUUGCCCGAAGAAGACCGCUACGCUCCAAUUGAUCAGAUUGAUCUUUCAACAACCGCUACUCUAAACAUCAGUGGUACCGAGUUGAGGAAUCGUUUGAGAUCCGGCGGCCCAAUUCCAGAAUGGUUUUCUUACCCUGAGGUCGUCAAGAUUUUGAGAGAAUCCAACGCACCAAGACCAAAGCAGGGCUUCGCCAUUGUUCUGUCCAAUGCUUUGACUAACAACAAACAACUAGCAAUUGCUCUGCUGUCCACCUUCUUGCAAUUCGGUGGUGGCAGACACUACAAGGUUUUGGAGCACAACAACGACUCCAACGUUCUGGAACUGGUCCCAGACUUCAUCAGAAGUGGCACUGGUUUAAUCGCCACAGAGUAUGAAAAUGCUCAAUCCGAAACUAAUGUUUUCGUAGUUGGCGUAGAAGACGAUGCCGACAUUAAGCUCGGUAGCGUUGACGAAACUAUAUUGCAUGUUGUGCAAAAAGUGGUGUUGUUUUUGGAAGACAACGGAUUCUUUACAUUCUGA